AUGGGGCACUCCAACGUGUGGAACUCGCACCCCAAGAACUACGGGCCCGGAUCCCGCGUCUGCCGGGUCUGCGCGAACCCUCAUGGACUGAUCAGGAAGUACGGACUGAUGUGCUGCAGGCAGUGCUUCCGCAGCAACGCCAAGGACAUUGGCUUCAUCAAGGUAUACGAUAUAAGCUUCAAAAUGCUGUGUGAAUGA
Miscanthus lutarioriparius is the source of this 198-nucleotide messenger RNA. The record is from the annotation of a GenBank genome assembly. NCBI's taxonomy places the organism in Eukaryota, Viridiplantae, Streptophyta, Magnoliopsida, Poales, Poaceae.